Messenger RNA from Phytomonas sp. EM1, 1846 nucleotides. NCBI's taxonomy places the organism in Eukaryota, Euglenozoa, Kinetoplastea, Trypanosomatida, Trypanosomatidae. The record is from the annotation of a GenBank genome assembly.
GAAUCAGUAAGUCACAUAUACGUCUAUUCGCAAGAAAAGAAGUAAGGUGCAAAUGUUUUCCCAACAAAAUUCAAACGCGCAUAAUAUUUUUUGUGAGCGAGCCCUAAAGGAUUUGAAUAUCUUACUGGGUAAUGCUGCCCCUCCUGAUAGUAAGGUAAUCGUAUUUCUCGAUAAAAAUAUAUACCUAGCAUUAGAGAGGAUGAAUAUUCUUGCCAAUGCUGCAAUUGGGAGGAAAAAUUUGGUAGGUUUUUUCCGAUUCCAAGAAAAUGUUGAUUACCUCUUUGCACAGUACGUUAUUUAUUUCCUUACUCCUGAUGUUGAAAAGUUGCGUACAUUUGUUAUACACCUUUUAUCAUAUACGCAUCAUUUUCCUAAAGCUGUUCCUCAUGUUUAUUUCGUGCCACAAAAACCUUUGAUGAUUGAAAAAAUUCUUGAGGGCGAUUUUAAGCUAAAAGAAACGUUUUCUCAAUUGAAGAUAGGCGAAUUUGAUUUUGACAUCAUAUCGUUAGUCGAGGACCUUUUUUCAAUGGAGCAGCCCCUUGUGUUCAAACAUUUAUUUAUUGAUAGAGACACAACUAGCCUGAAGUGGAUUGCUCGACUUCUCCUUAAAUUGCAAAGUUCUCACUUCGGUGCAAUUCCCAUAAUUCGUGGCAAGGGUCGGAACGCUGCUCGAGUUGUGAAUAUACUCGAACGCAUGCAGGACGAAGUUGGUCAAGAGUUUUUAAACAACAUUCCUUCCGAAGUUGAAGCAUUAUAUAUUGUUGACCGUACUAUUGAUCUAGUCACUCCUUUGAUGACACAGUUGACAUACGAAGGGUUGAUUGACGAGUUUUAUGAUAUUUCUUGUGGUGAGGUGACGUUUCCUUUUAGUUUGAAUGAGAACGUAUCUAGUGGUAGCCCUUCUAGCCAGACAGUGGUGCUGGAUUCCUCCGACAAGGUAUUUUCCGAGAUUCGUGAUAAAAACUUCGUCACAGUUGGUUCCAUAUUGUACCAAAAAUCUGUUUGGGUAAAAAAUCAUUACGAAAGGCGGAAAGAGGUGCGACAACUUAAAGAGCUAAAAGAGUUCAUGAAGGGCUUGCCAGAAAUGCAGGAAUAUCAUCGCAUGAUUAGUCAGCAUACUGUUAUCGCAUCUGAAAUAGGUAAAAUAACGCAAGGCUUGGAGUUUCGCAAAAGAAUACAGGUAGAACAAUAUAUCAUUCAACAGAUGAAUGAUAAAGAAGUGUUUGAAUUUAUUGAGGAUAUGAUCAACCGAAAGGAAUCCUUUUCAUAUGUAUUGCGUAUUCUUUCUUUGUACUCUCUUGUGAAUGGAGGACUGAGAAGCAAGGAGUAUGAUUUCUUCAAGGAAUCCUUGAUGCUUUCUAACGGCAUCCCUCAGGUUAUGAACGCCUUUUCCACCUUAGAAUCGUGUGGUGCUUUAACAAAGUACGAAGGUAAGACUAAUUAUCCGUUGCUUAGAAAGAAAUUUCGGACGUGGAAUGCUUCUCUAAAAGAGCAGCAGCCGGAUGAUAUUGCCUAUGCCUACAGUGGAUAUUCUUCCUUACUUAUAAGAUUAUUCGAAAAGCUUCUAUUAUCUGUUCAAUCUGAGAGCACCGUUGAUAAUAUUUUGAACUUGAUCCCGGGUGAGAAGUCAGAAAUCCGGAAUGCAGUGGAAGUAGUAGGUGACCCGCGAGCAAUAAUGUUUUUUGUUAUUGGAGGUCUUACAGCUGCUGAGUUGAGCUCUUUACGGUUUAUUCAAACCCAGAUGUCGAACGCUGGGAAGUAUCGGCGCAUUAUAAUUGUCACAACGGAUAUUUGCAGUGGUAAGCGUCUGCUAGCAUCUAUUAUUCCAUUUGAUUUGGAAACUUAA